Molecule: messenger RNA, 1227 nt
Organism: Fusarium falciforme
Lineage: Eukaryota; Fungi; Ascomycota; Sordariomycetes; Hypocreales; Nectriaceae
Product: MFS domain-containing protein
Exons: 4
Coding region: 1-1227 (408 amino acids)
Biological process (GO): transmembrane transport
Cellular component (GO): membrane
Molecular function (GO): transmembrane transporter activity
Source: RefSeq, a predicted model, not a curated record
AUGUCGACCGACGCACCGGCUGACAUCAAAAACGAGGGGUCCAUGAUGGACGCCGAUACCAUCAGCGCCAAUGAAGAGGCCCAGCACGCCCUCUACAUUGACCCCAAGGAAGAAGCCAAGGUCGUGAGAAAACUGGAUAUCUUUUUGACGCCUGUUCUCUUCAUCGUCUAUCUGUCUUGCUUCAUUGACAGAGCUAACAUUGGCAAUGUAGGCAAUGUCAAGGUUGCUGGAAUGCCCGAGGCCAUUGGAGCCUCUGAAUCCCAGUACUCGAUCGUCGUCUCUAUCUUCUUCAUUACGUACAUCGUCAUCGAAAUCCCCCGUGUCAUCCUCGUCAAGCGCUUCACACCUCGAUAUAUUCUAACCUUUCUCUGUCUCGUCUGGACUGGGGCGACUAUCGCCAAUGGUUUCAUCAGCAACGUGGGAGGUCUCUAUGCUUGUCGACUGGCUUUAGGCGCUGCAGAAGGAGGUCUUUUUCCCUCAUUGAAAAUGUACCUCACUCUUGUUUACAAGAGAGAUGAGAUGGCUAGGCGAGUCUCGUACCUUGUUUCCUGCGUGGCCCUGUCAGGGGCUAUCGGCGGACUGCUUGCAUAUGGACGGCAUUGGGGGAUAUCCUGGCUGGAGGUCAGUAACAAUGUUUUUCCUGCGCCUAUAUGGUGUGGUCAGGCUGACAACUCGCUUCUCAGAUGGGUCUACAUCUUCGAAGGCGCUUUCAGUCUCGUAUGCGCUUUCGGAAUCUGGUUCGGUUUGCCCAGCGAUGUUCGACAGUCGUAUUUCCUUGACAAGAAGGAGCGGAAGAUCAUGGAAAUUCGCCAUCAGCAACGAAUGUCGUACAUGGGAGAAGAUGUCUUCUCAUGGGAAGAAAUCAGGUUGGCCGCCACAGAUGUCAAAGUCUGGCUAUGCGCUGGAACCCAGUUCAGCCAGAACAUUCUAAGCAAUGGCUUUGGAACUUUUCUCCCUGCUAUCCUACAUGCCAUGGGCCAUGACAGACUUUCCGCCAAUUACUUGACCAUCCCAGUCUACGUCCUUGGUGCCGUUGGAUUCUUUACCUUUGCGUUUCUAUCAGACAAGUAUCAAAAGUGUGGCCCUUUCAUCUUGUUUACCAACUCGCUCGGAGGCGUUGGCUACAUCUUGCUCAUUACCGUUAAGAAUAACGCGGUCAAAUACUUCGCUACCUUUGUCUGCACUAUUGCCGUUUACAAUGGUACCGGCCUUAACUUGGCCGCUUAA